AACAUUUACGUAAUAGCCUGAAAGAGGGCGCUGUUCUUCAAGAUGGCGUUCCUCAGCGAGGUUUCUCUGCAAAAGGAACGAUUCUCCCUCUUACUACUGGAACCUGGAGAAAUUUACUUUGAGGAUUUCAGCGUCUUCUUCUAUCCAUCUGAUCUUCCAGAGGAAGAGGCUAUCAGGAGAAGAACACGAGGACGGUUGAAGGUUUGCUCCAAAUCCAUUGUGUUUGAUCCUCAAGACGUCUCGCAACCUGUCGUCAAGUUUCCAUUACGAGAGUGCAUCCAGAUAGACAAAUGGACAGGCCCACUUCUAUCCAGACUUGGCAACCGUGGGGACGUCAUUGUCAUCCAAUGUAAGCAGAAGAUUGAAAUGAAGGCGAACAACAUCAUCGGUUCUUAUGAAUUUAAAAAGGAAACCACCAAACACCUGUUUUCGUUGAAUUACGUCACCCCUGAUGACGUGCUACAAAUGAUGUGUCAGCUACACAGAGCAUCUACCUUACCACUGGCUGAUGAAGCAGGCAUGAUUGCAGCCAUCGUUUACUCCUGCUACAACCGGACCAAGUUCAACACCAGCUGGCUGGAGACGCUGUACGAGCAGAUCGUCAUGGAGACAGUGGGGGACCACAUCACGCCACUGGUGGUCAACCCGGGUCGCAUCAUGCUGACCUCGUCCCGACUGUACUUCCAACCCUUCAACAACGUGGAAUCGGUCCCUGUUAUCAAAAUCAAGUUGUCGGACAUCAAGAGACUAACCAAGAGAAGAUUCCUCCUCAGAGAAGUGGGCCUUGAAAUCUUUUGCACAGAGGGAUCUUUCAAGUCGGACAUGUUCCUGGCAUUCUCAAAGCCGGAAGACAGGAAUAAGCUUUACAAGAACAUACUUGCCCAGGAAGGUGUUUCUUUGAAGGAGUCAGCUCAGGAAAACAUGACACUGCUGUGGCAGAACGGCGUCAUCUCAAACUUUGACUACCUGCUGUACCUGAACAGCCAAGCAGACAGGAGCUUCAAUGACCUGACCCAGUAUCCAGUCUUCCCAUGGGUCAUUGCAGACUAUAUCAGUGAGGAGUUGGACCUGACGAACCCGGAGACGUUCCGAGACCUGAGCAAGCCCAUCGGGGCACUCAACCCACAGAGAUUAGAACGCUUCAAAGAACGGAAGGUUGACAUGCCAGAGCCCAAGUUUCUCUACGGUUCCCACUACUCUACCCCUGGCUACGUGUUGUACUACUUACUGCGAGUAGCUCCGGAAUAUGCGCUGUGUCUGCAGAACGGCCGGUUUGACCAACCGGACAGACUUUUUAAAAGUGUUGCAGAGACAUGGAGCAACGUCUUAUCCCUGCCUUCUGAUGUCAAGGAGCUCAUCCCCGAGUUCUACCAGCCGGAAAUGGCCGAUUUCCUCAUCAAUCGCAGCGGGUUGAACCUAGGGGUGCAGCAGGAUGGGUCAAAGGUUAACCGAGUGGAGUUGCCGCCUUGGGCAGAUGACGAGGUGGACUUUUGUCGGAAGUGUCGCAAGGCUCUGGAGAGUGAUCAUGUUUCAAACCAUCUUCAUCAUUGGAUCGAUCUCAUCUUUGGGUACAAGCAGCGGGGACCUGAGGCUGACGAAGCUGAUAAUGUGUUUUACUACCUGACCUAUGAGGGCGCUGUUGAUCUAGACAGCAUCAAGGACCCCAACGAGCAAGCGUCGGUCAAGGUGCAGAUCAUGGAGUUUGGACAGACGCCAAAACAACUCUUCACCAAGCCACACCCAAGCAGAUUUUCCCCUGCCGUGCCAGUGUCAAGACAUUCCAACAACAGCAGUCCAGUUCCAGUCCCACAACCCGUCGAAGAGGAAAGUGCAAACGAAAGGUUAAGAUCUGACUCUGAUGCCUUCACAGACACUCACACAGACACACAAGAUCUCGAGGAGGACACAGCAAGUGCCAUACAAAGGAAAGGUUCACUGUUGUCGCAUCAGUGGGAUCGUAUGGAUCAGUUGCAACCAGCCUGUCAACACAAACUACACAAAGAUACCGUCAAAGAUGUCCAGGUCUCAGACGAUGGGAAAACGGUAUUCUCCGUGUCUCAAGACACUAGUUUGAAGUUGUACUCACUUGAGGACCAGCGACAGCGACGUAGCAUCAGUAUAUCCAGCAUGCCGCUGUCAUCGCUGAGUGCAAUGCCUGAUGGGAAGACAGUACUCGUAGGAUCAUGGGACGACUCAUUAUACUUGUACUCCAUCGAGUAUGGCCGCAUCGUUGACAAGCUGAUGGCUCACGACGAUGCGGUGUCGGCGCUGCAUCUACAAGGCGAGGUCUUGGUCACUGCAUCCUGGGACUCCACGGUCAAGGUCUGGACAGUGGAGGACCUGUGCGGCCAGAGCAACGGGACGGUCAGGUUGAACAGCGUACAGAUGACCGCUGAGUUCGAUCAUGAAACGGGGGUGAGCUGUCUGGACGUGAACGGUGAUAAUUCGUUAGUCUUAUCUGGGACAAAAGACGGUGCAGUGUACAUAUGGGAUGUCGGCUCUCAGUCCGUGCUUAGAUCUAGCAUGAGCCACACUGGUAUGGUGCAUGAUGUCAAGUUUAGCCCAGAUGGGAAGAUGAUUUUGUCCGCUGGGGAGGAUCGCUUCAUGAGAGUGGUCGAUGUUGGGACUGGAACGGAAGUAUUUGCCAAGGAGACUGAACACGAAAUAAGAUGUGUUUGUUGGAGAGAGAAUACGGUGUUAGCAGGGAGCUCCAGUGGGGAACUGUUGGUCUGGGAUAUGGUCAAGGCUCAGCUCACAGCUACCAUUCCUGGGCAUGACGAUGCCAUCAGUUGUAUACAAGCAACGAGCGAUGGACACACAGUGGUUACCGGGGGAACCGACAAAAAGGUCAUCGUGUGGAAGGUCAGGUGACCCGACCGAUGAGGUCAGAGGGCAAUAAGGUCAACCGAUAGCAAAUCACAAAGGUCAAAGUUCAUGAGAACUCAGACUAAAUAAAAUUUACUUGAAGAAAAAAAGCAAUGCAAUAAAGUUGUCUUGCCAAUUAAAAGUUUUGCAAAUCGAGAAUUUUUUUGCGAAGGAAAAGAUUUCCUUGUGAUGCACAAGUAAAGUGAAAAUUGUAGUUUGUAUUUAAUUUGUGUCCGUCUUAACACAAAAAAAAGGAAUGCUGAAUAACAUGAAUGGGCAUUGUUACAGAUAUUUGAAGGCUUUGGAGUCAUUUUUAUUGGAAUUUUUUUUCUUAUUAGAUUUCACGUUUUUCUUUUUAAUUUUCCCAUUUUUGGGUUAAAAUUGUUUUAAUUUGGUACUUAACUCUUUGAACUCUUUUUAGUUGGUUUUUAUUAAAAUAUAUUUUUUGGAAAACAGUUUUUGUUACUGUUUGGGAUCACAGCUCAAUUUUGCACAUAUAAAAAAAUAUAUAAUUUAAUGAGUAUAUUACUGUACUGGAUGAUAAAUAUUUAAGUAGAAUAGAAUUUGUACAAAAAAAAUACAAAAAACAGUUUACUUUCAAUUUUUUUGAAUUAUCAAGUUUUUUUUUAAUUUAUUGGCACAAUACUCUGUACAGAUUGUUGAUUUUUGGAAAAUUGAAAUUAACUGCUAUGAAUUAAAUGGAUGUUUUGUAUCAAAUUGAAUGCAAUGUAACUAUAAAGGUGAUCGUGUUAAUUGAAAAUUUCUAUUGGCAGGGAGGGGCCAAGUAUCUUCAGAAACCGAGUUUGGAGCUACUUUGAAAGUCUCUAAUCCUAAUUUGUGUUUUUGGUGCUUUUCAUUUUUGUGUCUAGUUUGGUGUCAGACUUGAGACAAACUUUGCGACAACUGAAAUAUUAAAACAACAGCUCAUUGAAAUGUGGGCCAUUUUGGAUGUUAA
Messenger RNA from Patiria miniata (bat star), 3820 nucleotides. Its product is annotated as protein FAN-like. Bases 43 to 2871 code for a protein of 942 amino acids. Gene Ontology annotation, molecular function: protein binding. The record is from RefSeq and is a predicted model, not a curated record. The transcript is spliced from 24 exons. NCBI's taxonomy places the organism in Eukaryota, Metazoa, Echinodermata, Asteroidea, Valvatida, Asterinidae.